GCACUCAAUGUGUGGCCUAUCCACCCAAACGAGGGUGACUACAUGUACAACACCAUGUUCGAGAUGAACGUUCUCGACCCGAACACCCAGAACUCGCAGAACGCGAACAUCCCCACAGUGCGCACCGUCCCCGUGCUGUUUAACGUCUCGCAGGGCCAGACCGGCUACGGCAGCCGCGCCCUCACGCCUGGUCAGGGCGACGACGCCGCAAACCACUUCUACCUCUGGGAGGGUGACACCACAGGCCUCAAGGUCGCGCGUGCGCCGUGGGCGAGCCGCACGGACACGACGACUUGGGACUACUGGCACGGUGGCGACGGCUGGGUUACAAGCAAGCCCCUGACGUACAACAACGACGCGUACGGCAACGUCCUGAACCUCACCAACCAGAACCUCUUCUUCGGCUGCGAUGUCCGCUGGGUUGAUCGUUUCAACACCUUCAUCAUCACCUUCAGCGGUGCCGCCGGUGCUGACCAGAUGAUCUCCUAUUCUACCUCGGGUGAUGUCACCGGCCCGUACUCGGACCCCGCCAAGCUGUUUACCCCGCAGCUCAAUGCUGGCUGCGCGGGCAGGCAGGGCGCCAUCGAGCUCACGGACUUCCCCCAGAUGCACUGGGACUACUAUGGUCUCACCGCCGACCAGACGCUCGUCAGUUGGGCCUCCUGCGAUGUAUACACCGACCUUGGUGUCGUGACAUGGUCGUAGAGGAGCAGUGUGGUAUUCUGAGAUGAUGAGAGGGGUGUAGCAUUUACUUCGGGCCCGAGAUCAGAAAUACUGUACGAGCUCUCCUUAACUAUAUCAGCAGUGUAGUUUCACGGUUGCCUACACCCCC
Molecule: messenger RNA, 832 nt
Organism: Coniophora puteana RWD-64-598 SS2
Lineage: Eukaryota; Fungi; Basidiomycota; Agaricomycetes; Boletales; Coniophoraceae
Exons: 2
Coding region: 43-705 (220 amino acids)
Source: RefSeq, a predicted model, not a curated record